AUGUCUUGGAACAUGUUGCCUCGCCAGAUUAGGAACGACGUCUUGGCGCGCGUCGUGGAAACUGCGUACAGCAACGACGAACCCCUUGCUGGGUACGCAAGCGUCUCCCGAGAUUGGCAGGCCUUCUUCGAACAGCACACGUUCUGCUCCCUGGACGUCACGCCAGGCGAUCUCGACAUGUUCGAGACGUCGUUCCAAGAGCCAGGACGGAAGAGAUGCCUCCGGCGCGUCGGCCUGGUGCUCGACCUCCCCCAACACCCGCCGAUCCGACUUCAUAACGACCAGGGCGCCACAGAGGAGGAAACAGCCCUGCUGCUGAUGCGGAGGAUCUGGGGCGGCGGGCCCCGUGACUCCUUUUAUCCUCCCGAGCUGAGCCAUCAAAAGACGCUGGACGACAUGGCCCUCGUCUCCGGCAUCUCCUCUCUCUUUGGCAUCUUGGCGGCCUGGACACGACACCAAGUCUCGAGCCACGGCGUGGCCCUCGAAAUCAUCGCAGACUCAAAGAGCUAUUGGCAAAAGAUGGCGGAAAGAAUGCGAAGAUACGGCGGAAUACCGGCCACCCCUGGGAUGCCCGUACCGGGCCCGUGGGUAUUGAGCAGCACGCAGUUCCCAGCCGCGUUUUUCUCCUUGUCACAGUAUGACUGGCAAGGGCCCGUCUGCGCUGCCCAAGAAGACUUCAAUUUCGAACUCGGCUUGAAUCACGGAGGCGCGCCCAUGGAGCCGACGAGGUCGUCCGCGACGAGAGGCUGCCGGCAGUGGUUCCCCAGCGUCAGCGUCAUCUCGGCCAUGUCUGUCCUGCGCAGGACUGUUCGACGCUUCCACCCCGACGCCCUAGGUGCCAUUAUUUGGAGUCUGCCCUGCCUUCGGAUGUUGGACUGGCAGCUCCGGCCACUGGUGGCGUGCAAGAGCAAGCGUCCGCUUGACCUCGACAUUGUCCACGUACUGUUCUCUCUGCCCAUGUCGCUGCGACACUUGCAUAUUACCCAGGUGCACACGUAUUUCCUCCGGUACUGGCGUGGGGAUUACGAACCCGACGGCGUGUUGUUCAGAAUCCUUUGGUACAGGCUCUCUGAGCUCAAGAGCCUCUCUCUCGAAUACGAUGGCCACACGCUUGAGUCCUACAUGGCGAACAGUACCACACUGUGGCCAAACCUGGAGAGCCUUAUUUUGUCGGCAAAAGGAUCCAUAGGGGACAGCCCGACCCACGACUUGAACCGUCUGGUGCGGAACGCCGUCUACAUGCUGCUGCGAACGCCCAGGCUGCGGUCCAUGAUGCUGUACGACACCACUGGUCAUGGCGUUGGCUGCUUCACCUGCCGAUUUGAGGAGGAUACGCUUGCUCUUAGAUUCAAGUGCAGUUGGUUCUUUGUCCCGGACGCGGACUCGAUGGCAUCUUGGCGGGACAUGGCGGUAGCACUGGGAAUCGAAAAUAUCUCAUGGGAUUCUGAGAUUGCGGACAUUUCUCACAUCAUAGAGUACAUAAACGGGGUUCGGAUCAGAAUUCCAAUAUUGAUGGGGGGGGAUGAAUUAUGA
Metarhizium brunneum ARSEF 3297 is the source of this 1533-nucleotide messenger RNA. RefSeq lists its product as uncharacterized. NCBI's taxonomy places the organism in Eukaryota, Fungi, Ascomycota, Sordariomycetes, Hypocreales, Clavicipitaceae. The record is from RefSeq and is a predicted model, not a curated record.